AACUAAGCUGCAGCCGCCAUUAAACAAAAGGAUACCGAACAGACACCGGAGACCAAGAGGGGACAGGCCAGGGACCAGAGAUCAGACACCGCGCGGGAAGUGGCUGUGCAGCACAAGAAACCAGGGCCUGAGGGGAGGGAGCUACUGGCAGAGGAUCAGAAAAAGACGGGAUUGGGAGCACUAAGGCCGGGCAGAGGACCAGGAGAGGCCGGAGCCCGGGCCUGGGUGGGAUAUGAUGUUUAAUCAAAGCAGCAGCCGGCAUUCGGGCUCCUCUCACCUGCCCCAGCAACUAAAAUUCACCACAUCAGAUUCCUGCGACAGGAUUAAAGAUGAAUUCCAACUACUGCAGGCACAGUAUCACAGUCUGAAGUUGGAGUGUGAUAAAUUGGCCAGUGAGAAAUCUGAGAUGCAGCGCCAUUAUGUCAUGUACUAUGAGAUGUCAUAUGGGCUGAAUAUUGAAAUGCACAAACAGGCUGAGAUAGUCAAGAGGUUAAAUGGAAUAUGUGCACAGGUGUUGCCUUAUCUUUCACAAGAGCACCAACAGCAGGUAUUGGGAGCCAUCGAAAGGGCAAAGCAAGUGACGGCACCAGAGCUAAACUCUAUCAUCCGUCAGCAGCUUCAGGUUCACCAGCUCUCUCAGCUCCAGGCCCUGGCUCUCCCUCUAACACCCCUACCCGUGGGGCUGCAGGCCCCGUCUCUGCCAGUCAGUGCCAGCAGUGGCCUCCUCUCCCUGUCUGCACUGGGCUCCCAGGGCCACCUUCCCAAGGAAGACAAAAAUGGCCAUGAUGGUGACCCAAGACCUGACGAUGAGGGUGACAAGUCAGAUUAAAUUGGUGGGUGGGAGGUGGUAUGGAUAAAGGUGCAGCUCAUGAAUGAUCCCAGAACUGCCAGACAGAGCUGCAACUCAAACACUAUCUUCAUUUGUUGCAGAUGUAUCUGGUAGCUUAGAGGUCAAGAAAACAGGAAAUUGUCAGCCAAGGGGUUAAUGCAUAUACCAGUUUGAAUGUAUAUGUUCAUAUCUAUAAGUACAUUUAUGUGGAAUAUACAGGGGACUGUAUAGUAAAACCAACUGAAUAUAUUAUUAUUAUUUGGUUAAAAGCACAAAAUGUCCUUACUUUCCCGUGGUAUUUGCCCCUCGCAUCGUUAUUAGCGCAAUUUAGUGCAUAGAUGCUGUAAAAUAGACGUAUGGAGUGUUGCCUCCCUGCCUGAGCGAAGCACUUGUAUAGAUUCCUUAUUGAUCUUCAUUGAGUUAUGGGUGAAGAGGCUAAAUAAAUGCUAAGUUUGCAUGCACUGUAUUUUUCUGUGCCCCUCCUCAUGGACUCUAGCUGGCAGAGUAAUGAUUUUUCCUAUAGUGGCCAUUUUAAAGCAGCAUAUUUUUUUCAUUUUAUUUUUUGUCCCUUUCAUAGUAAUUAUUUAAAAAAAAAAAAAAAAAAUCCCCUUCCACUUAUAUGCACACAGUCUCCUAAAUCUUUUGAUGUCACCUUUGAAAGCAUCCCGAAACUGUCAUUUCAAGUAUAAAAGAUGUCCCUUCCUACAAGAUUUUCCCUGACCUAUAGGAUCCCACAACAUCAUUCCUAACAUUCUUUACACGUUACAGUCUGGAAAGCUUUAACCCUGUGGCAUGUAGAGUCUAAUGAUGCUGCACCUUUCAUCUUUUAACCUGCAGAGGGGGGGGUUUGUUUUUUAACUUUUUUUUUUUUUUUUUGCCAAGGCCACUCUGGCAGUGUAGGGGUCCAUGAAAUGACGACAUCCUGCUUUUUAUUUUUUUUUCUUAAGAUGUAGCGUGUACCAUACCAGGUGUGUGCUCUGUACAUAGACCUGUAGAAAUGCUCAGAUUAUUCACCCUCUUUAUUUUACUUUAAUUUGUCUGAUCAUUGAUCCUGUUAAUAUUCUAUGUGGAAGGCGAGACUGUGCCUUUUUCAAUAAACUGUUACAAUGCCUGCUCAGAAACCAUAAAUAUUUGUUUAUUUUGUAAUGAAUGUUGAAGAGAUUUAUGCUGGUGUUUAAAAAGAAAUGGGGAAAAAAUCUGUUUUAUCAUAAUGUUGUACUUAUGUGUUUGGUCCUCUUAGAAACUGAUUUUAAUUUGCAAUAUAACCUAUAAAGUACACUCUUAAAGGGACAUAAUACCCAUAUUCUAAAUGACUUAAAAGUUGAUGCAGCAUAACUGUAAAAAACUGACAAGAAAAUAUCACCUAAACAUCUGAAAAAGGAAGGUAUUUCACCUCAAAAUGUCCUCAGCUCACAAUAGUUAGUGCUCUGAGAACAUUUAUGCUUUAGCUACUAUUAGCUGCAUUUGGGGAAAUAGCAAAUCAAUCAGCAUGCCACACUUUGCUUUUCUGUGAUCUCCUGAGAUUUCACUGAAAUGUAAUAGUAAACUUCCUUAAACUGAGGGAAAUGGCAUGACUGUGCUGCACAUGCCUGAUGCAUGCUCCCUUGCAAGUCCUGGGAAUAACAUCCUGAUUGGCUGCUUACUCCCUUUACAAUGAGAUUUGGCUACUGAGAAUUUUUUUAGGUACAAUAUCUUCAUUUUUUUUUUCUCUCAUAGAGAUGUUCAGACUUUUAACAGCUAUGCUGCAUCACUUUCAAGUGCUUCAAUAUUAGGGUAUCAUAUCCCUUUAACAUUCUUUUCUGCAAAACAUAAGCAAAUCUAUCACACAAAUUCUCAACAGAGAUAAUUCCCAAACACAGGACACAGAAAAUCUUCCAGUGUGAGCAAAUUUGUGUAAUUCAGUGAAUGCAAUUUUUUUUUUUUCACUUGUUUCAUUUCAUUUAAUGAUCCUAUUUAUGGAAGACUUGAAGAAAAAGUUCUUUGAUUAAAAAAAAACAUCUUAUGACAGUAGUUUGUAUAACAGGGACAUAUAUUCCUUGUCCUUAUGGCAAGGUUUGCUAAAGUUAUUCUAAACAUUAUUAUAAAAAGCGUGAGAAUUGAAUGUAAAAUGUGCACAAUUUGCCCCCCUUUUCUGUAAUUUAGCUUUGGAAAUUGUGGAUUUUCUAAUUACCAGAAUUGGAAAUGUACCCUGCUGACGUCUCAAGGCUAACCCUCUGUAUUUUUGCCCAGUUGGCUUUAGCAUAUAACAACUGCACAACACUUCACUUUGUAUUUAACUGCAUGUAAAAAAAUAAAUAAUAAAAGAAUAAUAGCAGCCAGAAGUAACAUUUUGAGAGGUGUUGCUCCCUGGAUCGUGAUUUGUCAAGCCCUGUUUUAAAUGAUAUUUUUUUUCCCUUGUUGCAUCUAAAAGAAAUAAACAGAAACAUUGCUUUUA
Bombina bombina (fire-bellied toad) is the source of this 3263-nucleotide messenger RNA. RefSeq names its product TLE family member 5, transcriptional modulator (gene TLE5). The coding region runs from base 233 to 829 and encodes 198 amino acids. Lineage: Eukaryota; Metazoa; Chordata; Amphibia; Anura; Bombinatoridae. The record is from RefSeq and is a predicted model, not a curated record. Gene Ontology annotation, biological process: regulation of DNA-templated transcription; negative regulation of canonical Wnt signaling pathway. The transcript is spliced from 7 exons. Gene Ontology annotation, molecular function: protein binding; transcription corepressor activity. Gene Ontology annotation, cellular component: nucleus; transcription regulator complex.